Molecule: messenger RNA, 312 nt
Organism: Aspergillus melleus
Lineage: Eukaryota; Fungi; Ascomycota; Eurotiomycetes; Eurotiales; Aspergillaceae
Exons: 1
Coding region: 1-312 (103 amino acids)
Source: RefSeq, a predicted model, not a curated record
AUGGCGACAUACUUCGUCACAGGCGCCUCGAGAGGCUUAGGCCUGGGGUUCUGCACCGCACUGCUAGCCAAAGGACCCGAUCAAGUAUCCAAGGUCUUUGCAGCUGCUCGCAGCGAGACAGACGCUCUCAAGCAACUCAUGGAACGGUCCUCUGGGCGUCUGGAACUCGUCCACGUGGAUGUCACGUCCGAGGUGAGCGUCACGAAAGCGGCGGCCCAGGUGGAACAGGCGUUAGCAGGGGAGGGUUUGGAUGUUCUUCUCAACGUCGCGGGGAUAAUGCCUCAUACUCCUGGUGGGAUUGCUGCUAUGUGA